CUCUACACCACAACAUCGUUCACCAUGCCUCCGCCGCCGCUCCGCUGGGGCUGGCAGCGGCGAGCACUUAUCGCGCCCUUGCUUUCACAGCGCCCAAUACUCUUACCGACGUUCCGCACCUACACUAGAUCACCCUUGCCACCGACGUCACCGCCGCGGCUCCGCCCACCACUCCGCCCUCUUCCACCAUCGACGACGACUCCGGUGCUCGUGCGCGCGCUCCGGGCGUCUCCACCGCGCCGUGAUAUUCUCUUCCUCUCGAUGCCUGCACUAAAGUCCACUUUGCUCGGCAUUACGCGCUUCUCUCUCCUUGCGCUCCCCUUCGUGUGGCGGUACAAGUUGUGGCGGAAGUACAAGCGCACAUCUUGGCUUCUCAUUCAAAUCCCCAUCUUCGCUCUCUGUAUCGUCGUAGCCCUUGGCUUGGAUCAGUCGCCUCGCACCGGCCGAUGGCGCUUGCUGCUCAUGAGCGAGAACGAGGAGCUCGCCUGGAGCUAUAGGAAGCACAAGGAGGUGCUGGCGCACGAUGGGCCGCUUAUUCUUCCGCCUGACGAUCUGAGGAGCGAACAGGUUGCGCGCGUCGCUACGCGCCUCGUGACCGCGCUUGAGGAGCAGAAUGACAAUGUUGUCUGCGGGGCGGCGUGGCCGCCCAGAGAGGACAUCAUGGAGGCGAUCUACGAUCACGAGGACCGCAUGAGCCGCCGCCGCACGCGCGUCAUCGAGGUCGAGCCGAGUGCGGUAGCGCACAGCAACUUCGUGCCAUUCCGUCCGUUGUCAAGUAACCCGCUGAAGGGCGAGAACAUCAAAGCGUCGGAUUGGGAUAUCUACCUCAUUGACCUUCCUCAGCUGAACGCGUUUGCACUCCCAAGCAAGGAGAUUUUUGUGUAUACCGGUCUCCUGGAUGUGCUACCGCAAGGCGAUGAUUCACUCGUCGCAGCGGUCCUCGCGCACGAGAUUGCCCACGUCGCCGAGCGACACAGUGUUGAGAACCUCGGCUUCUUGAACCUCGCCGCUGUGGUGUUUGACGUUCUGCGCGGAAUCUCAUUUGCUUUCACCAUCUCCUUCCCUGUCGUGACAGAUGGCGCUGGCAUGUUCCUGAACUGGCUCAACGACGUUGUGGCGGAACGCGCCUACUCGCGGAAGAUUGAGGAGGAGGCGGACAGCGUCGGUCUGGAGAUAAUGGCCCGGGCAGGGUAUGACCCGCGCGCCAUGCUGGAUCUUUGGGAGCUGAUGGCCGCCGUAGAGGCGGACGCCGAAGCGAUGGGUUACGGCCGUUCCCUGGAGAGCCGGUUCCAACUCCUGCGCACCCAUCCGACCUCCGAAGCAAGGCAGGAGGCGAUCGCGAACCAGCUUCCCAAGGCUAUGCGCUUGUGGCAGGAGGCACGCACACCGCAGCGCGCCGCCAUCGAGAAGAUUCUUGCAGAGAAGGCCGACAUGCCUGAGCCGCGGGCGCUCGCGUCCGACGAGGUUCGCAUCGGUGCGGUUGUCGCCAAGAUCCAGCCGAGGGUUAACUUUGCCGUUGUUCCCGAGCUGCCUGAGCCCGAGCCUGAACCUGAGCGUGCGGUGUAAGGAUGUUGUCAAUCGUUGUCUGAAAAUCAUGAAUGCUUGUAUGGUACGGUGUGCCUCAGGACUUGCGAGUCACUGACUGCUAAUCGGAAAGGGUGCGGACCCCACUUGAAGUGGGUUAGUCUCGCAUGGCUUACAAUGCC
Messenger RNA from Cutaneotrichosporon oleaginosum, 1706 nucleotides. RefSeq lists its product as uncharacterized. Lineage: Eukaryota; Fungi; Basidiomycota; Tremellomycetes; Trichosporonales; Trichosporonaceae. Gene Ontology annotation, cellular component: mitochondrial inner membrane. Gene Ontology annotation, biological process: protein quality control for misfolded or incompletely synthesized proteins; mitochondrial protein processing. Gene Ontology annotation, molecular function: metalloendopeptidase activity. The record is from RefSeq and is a predicted model, not a curated record.